AUGCACACCCCGACAGCACUCUUACUCCUUCUCAUCGCUUUGGUGACCCUCCCGACCGUCUCUGCGUUCGGUGCAGGCAAUAUUCCGUCCAUUGCGUUUGUGGAGGGCAAGGCGUUUCGACAUGGUGAUAUUGAAGAUGUGAUUGCGUCGCUGGUGUUAUCGCAGGGUGCUAUUUCGCUUUUGAGUAAAAAGUUUGGGGGGUUGGAUGUGAAGAGGGUUUAUUUCGGGAAUUGGUUACGAGAUUACUCUCAAGCCAUUGACGUCGGCACACUCUCAAAAGGCCUCAACAAAACCACCUUGGUGACCCUCGUUUCCAUCCUCGGGUUUCUAGCCUUUGGAUACGCCACCGCCGAAUUCGAAGUCACCGAAGAUCGGUUAGGAUGUUACCGUGCCGAAGAACACAUUGAUAACCCAAAAGGAUACGCUGAUGGUCAAGAUGCACGGAAAUACGACCCAGGACUUCGUGGACCGGUUGACCCGCGUGAACUGGAGAUUGACCCACGAACAGGGUUAAAAAACUAUAUCGCAAAUGAAGGGGGUGGGUGGCCUACUUCCUCUGCUUUUGUCCGUGCGACACUCGAACGUGCGAUUCAAGCUUACCGCUCUGGAAACGAGUAUGAGGGGUUUAGACUCUUGGGUACCGCGUUGCAUACUUUGGAAGAUUACCCAGCUCAUAGUAACUUUGUUGAGCUUGCCUUGAUUGAACUUGGGUAUGAUUCUGUGUUUCCGUUUGUUGGUGAAGCUACUGCGUUUCGGCAGGGAGUGGAUUCACGUACGGGGAGGAAUCGUCCUAUUUAUCCCAUUGUGACUGGAACGUUUGGUGGAGCCGAUUUUGUUCAUUCCUUGUUGGGCGAAGCCACGGAUCACGUCUCCGCUGCUUCGAUUUCCUCGCUCAACAGCGAAAUGGAGGCUGCUAAACGGUCUUUUGAUGACAACUCCCUUCCGGAUCUGUUAUCCAAGGUCCCGGGUAUGGAAGACGUGACGCGUCAGGUCCGUGACGUUGAACGCGCGCCCGUGAGCACCGACCCCGCAGAAAUGAAGGCAAGCGUAUGGAAGAUUUUGGAGUUGCGUGAUCGGAUCGUCAAGGGCGUUGAAAUGACGAUUGAAAAAAUUCCUGGUUUGAGCUGGCUUUCGGAAAAGAUUUCCGAGACGGUUCAAGUGUUUGUUUUGACGCAGCUUGAGCCGUAUAUGAAACCCAUCAUGCAGCAAGUCGUUGGUAAACUCCAAAACACGUCCGCAGAAAUCGUCAACGCAGAUUCCCAGCGAGAAAUCUUUACCAACCCCCAUUGCUCGGAUCCAACCCAUUCGCUCUUAUCCAAGGAUCAUUUUGAUUUAUUCUUGAAUGAGCCUGCAGGACUCGUCGCCAAAGUCAUUGUUGAACACAUUGUCAAAGCUGUCGUCAAGGCCUGGUCAACCUCUGACGCCUCUGCCACGUCCGAAGCCAUCAACCUCGCCAUGCAAGUCUUUGUUCACCCUGCUAAUUUAGGGUUCGCCAAAACCCCGUUGCAAACUCAAAUGUUGGACGUGGUUCGCAAAUGGGCUGAUGAGAAUCGAAGCAUUUUGGGACAAUUGGAUAAAGCUAGUGUUAUGGCUGGACGGAAUAGGAGGCAUCCUGAGACGGCUGGGCGAGGUUGUGGUGGUGGGUAUAUUCCACCCCCUCAGCCACAAGCGCAGGCGACUUAUGGACAGUCUUCGGGAGCGUAUGGACAGCAGGGUCCCUCGCCCUCUGGGUAUGGGCACCCUCCUAGCUCUGGCUAUGGCAAUCAGACCGUCCAACCAUCCGGUUAUGGAAAUCAGGGAGCUCCGUCUUCUGGCUACGGACAUCCUCCUAGCUCUGGCUAUGGCAAUCAGACGGUCCAACCAUCCGGCUACGGAAACCAGGCACCUCCGUCAUCCGGCUACGGACAUCCUCCUAGCUCUGGUUAUGGCAAUCAGACGGUCCAGCCAUCCGGCUAUGGAAACCAGGCAGCUCCAUCAUCGGGCUACGGACACCCUCCUGGUUCUGGCUAUGGCGAUCAGACGGUCCAACCACCCGGUUAUGGAAAUGCACCUCCUUCAUCUGGCUACGGUGCCCAACCCCCGCAGCCAUCUGGAUACGGCCAUCCUCCCAGCAGUGGCUACGGCGCCCAACCCACUGGAUACGGAACGCCUUACGCCCAACCUCAAGGCUACAGUGCUCAACCACCGGUUCAGACCUUUCCCCAACCGGAACAAGGUGGAUACCCUGGCGCAGGUUACGAGGGAUCUACUCCUCAGUUUCCUCAACCGGAUGGAGGGUACGGGAGUGGGAAUCAGCAAUGGCGGUAAGAAGAAGAGGCUAUCAAAUGGGUUUUGUUGAAAACCGUCCAAUGGUAUCAUCGUGUAGUAGGCAUGGAUGUGUUUAAAUAUAGACUUGGUUUGCAUCUUUUAUAAGAGUGGUUGGG
Spizellomyces punctatus DAOM BR117 is the source of this 2423-nucleotide messenger RNA. RefSeq lists its product as uncharacterized. The transcript is spliced from 4 exons. NCBI's taxonomy places the organism in Eukaryota, Fungi, Chytridiomycota, Chytridiomycetes, Spizellomycetales, Spizellomycetaceae. The record is from RefSeq and is a predicted model, not a curated record. Bases 1 to 2307 code for a protein of 768 amino acids.